AUGAGGCGGAGUGAGUCGAGCUCUGUACUACAGAGGUACAACAGUAGACGAAAGUCUUCAAUAUCAGGAGGAAGAACAGCAUCUGCGAGUAUGAUUGGGACAUUGACUCCAAAAAGCUUAUCAUCAAUGAAAGACUCUUCCAAAAAGGAAAAGUCUACAUGGUCAAGAAUCUUUUCUCCUUUGACUUUUGGGUUUGAGAAGAAGGAUUUCAGCUAUGGUCGAGAAGAAUCAAGUUAUAACUUGUCAAGAAGAAGAACUCACGACUACAGUAAAACUUGUCCAAGUUUCCACCGAAAAGGAUCUUUACGUCCAAGUCCAAAUACACAGGUAAGAGACAGGAAUACAUCUAAUCAUGAAGAUAAUAGGAGCUCCCUACAGCUUUCAACUUCUGGGACUGAUUUGAAUUUGGACAAUGAUAUUUUGGGAUUAAAUGAUCUAUCUAGUUGUGUUUUUGAGCCAGUUUUAGGUCAGAUAUCAAAAAGUAACAACAUAUCACGUGUUCAAGCAUUUUCCCAGAAAGAUACUACAGGGCAUAUCCAGAGGAGCAAGACAGCAGGGUUUUUCAAAGAGGACAAGAAGACCAACAUUUAUAAUGUUUUAAGGAUUUUAAGGUUUCAUGAUGGGAUUUCUGGAAAAACAUACAAAUCUUUGGGAAGUAGAACAACGGAUUCUGGAGGAGAUACUGAUUUAACUGUAAAAAGAAAAAUAACAGGAACAGGAUCUGGUAUUGGACUUGGUUCAUCUACAAAAAAUACUUCUAAUGAUACCUCCGAUAACAAUUUUAUUGAAAUUGAACACAAUCAAAUUCAGUUUCUCAACAAGAAUAACUUUACUGCUAAUAGAAAUACAUCUAUUAAUGCAGCUCUCUCUAAUAAGGAGUUUAUUCAGGGAGACAUACCAUAUUGUGAUACUAUAUUAUAUUUAGAUGAUCCAAAGCCAAAAGAGUACGAUACCUCUUUUUCAAAGCUUCAUGACAACAGCUUUUAUAAAGACUCUUUCAACAAUAGAUUUGAAUAG
Messenger RNA from Cryptosporidium ubiquitum, 1017 nucleotides. RefSeq lists its product as uncharacterized. The coding region runs from base 1 to 1017 and encodes 338 amino acids. The record is from RefSeq and is a predicted model, not a curated record. The transcript has a single exon. NCBI's taxonomy places the organism in Eukaryota, Apicomplexa, Conoidasida, Eucoccidiorida, Cryptosporidiidae.